AUGCUUUGCCGCAGAAUUCUGCGGUGUUGCGCGGCAGCCGCCGCCGCACCUGUGACGACUGGAAAAAGGCCGUUGCUCAGCCAAGCAAACACACACGGCUUCACACAUAAAGACACGCGUCGAAUUGAUGAACUCAAUCUAGUUGCCUACGAGUGGAGGCACGAGCGGACCGGGGCCGUGUAUUAUCAUAUCGAUGCAGAUGAUCGGAACUGCACCUUCUGCAUUGGGUUUCGCACUCCCGCCGAGAACGACAAGGGGACGUCGCACAUUUUGGAGCACACCGUACUGUGUGGCAGUAAAAAAUAUCCGGUGCGGGACCCCUUUUUCAUGAUGAUGCGCCGCUCUUUGAGCACAUUUAUGAAUGCUAUGACCGGUGCCGAUUACACCCUUUACCCGUUUGCCACAACCAACCGGCAGGACUUCUGCAAUUUGAUGGAUGUUUACCUUGACGCCGUCCUGCACCCACUCUUGCGUGUGGAGGACUUUAAGCAGGAGGGUCACCGCGUGGAAAUUGGGGCGGGCGGAGAAGAGGGAGCAGGGAGGCGGCUGGUGUAUAACGGGGUUGUGUUUAACGAGAUGCGGGGGGUGGUUUCGGAACCCGCGCAGCACUACGCACACGCAUUAAUGCGGCUUAUGCUCCCAGGGACGCACUACGAACACAUCUCCGGCGGAUACCCACCGGAAGUGUUGAAGCUCACCCACGAAGAGCUGGUGGCCUUUCACAGGAGACACUACCACCCCAGCAACAGCAUCACCUUCACCUACGGUGCGCAGCACCCAGAGCCGUGGAUGGCGAUUCUUGACAGCUACUUCUCGUCCUUUUCGAAGGGCGAGGUGAUCACAGUCCCCACCCUAACUCUGGAGCGACGCUUCCGUCAGAUGCAGCGGAUUUCCUUGCAAGGGCCACUAAACUCAAUGGGAAAUCCACAGCGUCAGAAGCGCAUUUCGGUUUCUUUUGGGGUGCAGCAGGAAGAUAACCAGCUGGAGGAUAUGGUGGAUUUGAGUGUGCUGGAUUCAUUGCUCUCAAGUGGUCCCAGCUCCCCGCUCUAUCAGGCGCUUGUGGAGUCACAGAUUGGAAGCCGCUACGCACCGAUGCGAGGCUACUCCUUUUAUCUCUCUUCACCGUUUGUUUCAUACGGUGUCGAAGGUGUGGAUGAGGCUCGACCAAACGCGGAGGAGGAGGUAUUAAACGCUGUUAUUUCCACUCUACAAAAGGUGAAGAAGGAGGGGUUUGACCAGCGUCGAGUGCAGUCCGUUAUUUUUCAAGAGGAGCUGCAGCAACGACACCGUGCGGCCGACUAUGGUGUGAGUCUUUGCACAUGCCUUUGCUCGAUAGGCCUGUGUCGUGCCGCAAAUAACCCGCUUGACUUUAUUGAUUGGCUCCCACACCUACGGCGACUGGGGGAGAAACAAGUAGCUCCACUUCUCCCACGCAUCUCCAAGAAUCUUCUUGACAAUCCCCACUGUGCGUUGGUGUCGGUCUCAGCGAAGAAGGAGUACUUGGAGUCCCUCCGUGAUACACUCACCUGCAUGGAAGAGAAGCUAAACGAGGGUGUCACGGAUGCUCGCAAGGAGGAGAUUGAGGCAGAAACGGCAAGUUGGCUUGAGCGAGUUCGUGCACCACAAAACGGUGAUCUUCUCCCUACUCUCACCGUGAGGGAUAUCCCAUGUCAAUCCUUUCAGGAGCCCACCCCACAACAUGCAAAGUCCGGUGACCACGCAUCUCUUUAUACCAUUUCAAAUUCCACAAACGGAUUGGUGUAUGUGCAUGGUCUUGUGCCUUUUGAAGCGUCUUUGGUGUCGUCCAUCCGGGAAGGCGGGGCUACUGACUGUUUGGCGGAUAUUCCCCUGUGGCACUCCCUGCUUGGAAAACUGGGCGCGGGUGGAUAUUCCUUCAAGGAACUGUCCAUCGCCACAGAGCUUGUCUGCGGUGGUUUUGCCUUCUCCCCGGUACUUAACCAGUCCUAUCGACAGAAGUCUGCGUAUAUCCUUGGUACCGCCUUUGGCUUCUACACAACGAAGGAGAAGCUACGGGAGGCGUUGGAGCUUCUUAAAAUCACUCUUCUUGAGCCAGCAACCUCCGCUGAGGAUGAUGCUGUGCGUGGUCGCGUCUUGUCUCUGACCAAAGCACGCUGCUCUGAAGUUAUUCAGCGUCUGCAGCAUUAUGGCAAUCGUGUUGCCACAACCCUGGCAAUCUCACGCCUGACACGCUGUGGAGCUGUGAAGGAGGAAUGGUCCGGUCUCACGCAGUCGAUGCAUGCCUCUCAGUUGCUUGAGAGUAUUCAAAAUGGCGAUGAGGCAGCUGUGCGUCACGCCAUUGUAAACAUUUUAAGCUGCUAUGAAGCCUUCGCUCGAGCGCUGGCGUCAAACAUUCGCCAUGGUACUCUUUGGGCAACAUGCGAAGGAGAGCACCGCAAUGAGGUGGAGACAGCGUUGGCAGCGUUCCUGCGGAGUUUUCCUACCGUUACUUCUGGUGCACCAGUCUCAACACGUCUCUCGUUUCCAGCGUUAGAGCGAUCCACUGGUGUCCCGCAGAUCCGUAAGACGCUGCCCAUUGACACCUCUUACGUGGGCUUUGCCGUUGCAAACGAGUUGGACUGGAGUCAUCCUCAACAAGCGCCGUUACGGGUGGCAUGUCAGCUGCUUGGAAACGAGUACCUGCACCGCCUCAUUCGCGAGGAGGGUGGGGCCUACGGGUCAACUGCAGACGCCACUCUUAAAGGGGAGGUGGGUGGCAUCACCAUGUCCAGCUACCGCGAUCCUGCGCCGGAGCAAACUGUACGUGUCUUUCAGGAGGUUGCGAGUUGGCUUGGAAACGCCAACAAUGUUACGCAAGUGAGGGUGGAUGAGGCGAAACUCCGCAUAUUUGCAAGCAUCGACGCCCCAUACGCUGCCGACAGCUACGGUGAAUCGUACUUCCUACACGAUGUGCUUCCGACACAGAAGCAGGCGAUGCGUGACGCUUUGUUAAGUGUUGAACCAAAGGACGUUGUAAACGUGGCACAGUACUUUGAUGUUAGCGGGAAUGCAUCUUCCGCCGUGAGUGUACUGUGCCCAGAGGAGUCUGUCCAGGAGCCAUGUUCACAUCAGAAAAAGUGA
Trypanosoma rangeli is the source of this 3099-nucleotide messenger RNA. Its product is annotated as pitrilysin-like metalloprotease. Gene Ontology annotation, biological process: protein processing. The transcript has a single exon. Gene Ontology annotation, molecular function: metalloendopeptidase activity; metal ion binding. The record is from RefSeq and is a predicted model, not a curated record. The coding region runs from base 1 to 3099 and encodes 1032 amino acids. Lineage: Eukaryota; Euglenozoa; Kinetoplastea; Trypanosomatida; Trypanosomatidae.